AAUAUCGACUACUUGACUUAAAAUAAAUUCAACUCUUAUCAGCACGCGUAUACGAGUUCUUAAAUAAAUAGCAAGAAUCUCGCUAUAAAUAAUUAUUGACUAGAAAAAAAUAUCUAAAGAGUAUCACAAUAAAUAUGCAGAAUGAAAAGGAAGAAUUGCCAUCAUGUGAAAAAUUAUUUAGUCUCGAAUUGGUGGCAUUAAAAUUUGUUGGUUUGAGUUCCCUAAGAAAUGGAUUUAGAAAAAAGAAUAUCAAUAUACCUGUUAAAUUUUAUGAAAUAUUUCUAUUUAUAUGUGCUGCUAGUAUACUGUCAGGUUUCUUUAUAAGUUCUGCAUUAACUGUCCAUAUGUUGUUACAAAGUGACUUAAUAUUGGCAUGUGAAAUAGCAACAUUUAUAUUUGCAGGGGCUAUAACUGUUAGUAAGGUUCUAAGAAUAUGGAGCUAUCGAAUCGAAUUAAUUGAAAUUUUGAGAGAAUUGAAUGAACUAUGGGAAGAAAUUGUUCAACAUCGGUUAAAUUUAAAAGAAAAAAUUCUUGAUAUAUUAAAUGAAUCAAGGCCUAUUCGAUAUGGAUAUUGUUUUAUCGCAAGUUCAUUGAGUCUGAGUUAUGCACUACGUCCUUAUUUUCACAUGUUAUUUUACUUUGUGAAACAAUCUGAGAACAAGACAAUCGAUCUAACAGUAACAACGUAUCCAUUACUGUACCCCGUAGAAAGAGGAACAUGGCUGGGUUACCUCUUAUGCGUGACAUACGAACAAAGUAUCCUUUAUUUCGGAGGAAUUUAUUGGAUUGCUUGUGACACACUAUUUAUUCUACUUACUUCUCACAUUUGCGUCCACUUUAUGAUUAUAUCCAACGAUUUCAACAAUUUACACGUUAAUUACGAUAAUAAUAACAAUGAAAGCUUUCAAUUGAUACAAAACCUAUCACGACGACAUCAGAAAAUGUUUGUAUUAUGUCAAAAAAUCGAAGCUCUGUACAGUCCAAUCAUCUUGCUUACGGUAGUAUUUAAUGGCAUCGAUUUAUGUCUUUGUAUUUUCGCGUUGGACAAAGAUUUAUCAGACGGACAUUGGGCUAAAGUUGCGUCAAGCGUGACACAUGCACUGACAUUGUUUGUCCAAAUUGUUAUUUAUUGCGAAUUUUCUCAUGUUGCUACAGAAGAAACCAGUAAGGUUGGAGAGGCAAUUUAUAAUUCUUCAUGGAUCUAUUUUGAUAAAAGAAUGAAGAAAAUGUUAUUAAUAAUAAUGAUGCAAGCUAGUAGAGAGUAUAAAUUUUCAGUAUUCGGUAUACUUAUUCUCGAUCGUGAGCAACUUACACACAUUGUUAAAACAACGAUGAGUUAUUUUACGAUGCUAAGAAGUUUUUCAUAGAUUAAGUUGUCAAUAACACAAUAUUAAUAUUCUAAAAAUGUAUAAAAGUAGUUAGUUGAUGC
Molecule: messenger RNA, 1429 nt
Organism: Microplitis mediator
Lineage: Eukaryota; Metazoa; Arthropoda; Insecta; Hymenoptera; Braconidae
Exons: 8
Coding region: 135-1367 (410 amino acids)
Biological process (GO): detection of chemical stimulus involved in sensory perception of smell; sensory perception of smell
Cellular component (GO): plasma membrane
Molecular function (GO): odorant binding; olfactory receptor activity
Source: RefSeq, a predicted model, not a curated record